UAUUUUUCUACUUCCCUUAGCUUGCCUAAUUCAGUUAUAUCCAAAAAUCUGAAAAAUGGAUUCAACUAACCAAAACCUAACUCAAACAGAAGAUGAAGCAUUCUUAUUUGCAAUGCAAUUGGCUAGUGCUUCUGUACUUCCUAUGGUCCUAAAAUCAGCUUUAGAACUUGACCUUCUUGAAAUUAUGGCUAAGGCUGGUCCAGGUGCAGCCAUUUCUCCUUCUGAGCUUGCUGCUCAGCUCCCUACGAAGAAUCCAGAGGCACCCGUUAUGCUUGAUCGAAUGCUUAGGCUUCUCGCUACUUACUCUGUGCUUAAUUGUACACUCAGGACCCUCCCUGAUGGCCGCGUAGAGCGGCUUUAUAGUCUGGCUCCGGUGUGUAAGUUACUGACUAAGAAUGCAGAUGGUGUUUCUGUUGCCCCACUUUUGCUCAUGAAUCAAGAUAAAGUCCUCAUGGAGAGCUGGUACCACUUAACAGAUGCAGUACUUGAUGGUGGAGUCCCAUUCAACAAGGCUUAUGGAAUGACAGCAUUCGAGUACCAUGGUACGGAUCCAAGAUUCAACAAGGUUUUCAACCGUGGAAUGUCUGAUCACUCUACCAUGACCAUGAAGAAGAUUCUAGAAGACUACAAAGGAUUUGAAGGACUCAAUUCCAUUGUUGAUGUUGGUGGUGGAACUGGGGCUACUGUGAACAUGAUUGUCUCCAAGUAUCCGUCCAUUAAAGGCAUUAACUUUGAUUUGUCACAUGUUAUUGAAGAUGCUCCAGCUUACCCCGGUGUCGAACAUGUUGGUGGGGACAUGUUUGUUAGUGUACCGAAAGCAGAUGCCAUUUUCAUGAAGUGGAUUUGUCAUGAUUGGAGCGAUGAGCAUUGCUUAAAAUUCUUGAAGAACUGUUACGAAGCACUUCCUGCAAAUGGGAAAGUUUUAGUUGCAGAGUGCAUACUUCCAGAGACCCCAGACACAUCAGCUGCCACAAAGAAUGCAGUACAUGUUGAUAUUGUUAUGUUAGCACAUAACCCAGGAGGCAAAGAAAGGACUGAGAAAGAAUUUGAAGCUUUGGCUAAGGGUGCUGGAUUUACUGGAUUCCGCAGAGCUUGCUGUGCUUACCAAACUUGGGUCAUGGAAUUCCACAAGUGAAUUAUCCAAUUCCUUUGAAGGAUUCAAAACAAAAAUUGUUUACCCCUAUAUAUAUAGUGUUCAUUUUGCAAUUGGGAUUUUACUUUUACUCUGAGUGGCUUGACUGCGAUGUAGUAGUGAUCACUGUGAAAUAAAAGAAAAUUAGCUUUUACAUUGAUGAGAUUUAUGUUCACUAUGAAAUAAUUGCUCUUAGAAAAAAGAAUGUGUUCAAUAUGAAGUUCAAUUGUUGGCCUUCGAAAUUACUUGUAUGUAUUUCUGUAAUACACAUGUAUUGAAGGAAUGCAUAGUUUCAAUCA
Capsicum annuum is the source of this 1431-nucleotide messenger RNA. Its product is annotated as caffeic acid 3-O-methyltransferase. Gene Ontology annotation, molecular function: S-adenosylmethionine-dependent methyltransferase activity; protein dimerization activity; O-methyltransferase activity. NCBI's taxonomy places the organism in Eukaryota, Viridiplantae, Streptophyta, Magnoliopsida, Solanales, Solanaceae. The record is from RefSeq and is marked provisional. Gene Ontology annotation, biological process: methylation.